This is a messenger RNA of Rubroshorea leprosula, 2569 nucleotides long. NCBI's taxonomy places the organism in Eukaryota, Viridiplantae, Streptophyta, Magnoliopsida, Malvales, Dipterocarpaceae. The record is from the annotation of a GenBank genome assembly.
ACCACCACGAACUUUGCAGCAAAAAACCGAAAAAAAAUUUUCCUUCCCUUUUCUGAUUUCCUCACAAAACAAAUCCUACCCAAAGAAAUCUAUAACAUGUUGGUGCUGCCAUCUCCUCUCCCAACUCGCUUCCCCUCAGUUCACCCCUCUUUUCCACUCGCCCGUCUCCACGUCUCCCUCCCACCACCCCUCUCCACCACCACCACCACCUCUGCCGAAACCUCUCUCACUCUCUCGUACAGAACCGAAGAUGAAGAAGAUGAUGCAACUGAUAUUCUUUCUCUCCAUAGACGCCGCUACGACUUCACCCCACUCCUCAACUUCCUCUCUAACUCAGCUUCGUCCUCUGACUCGGAUUCUAACUCAGCUUCACCCACCUCACUCGACACUGCCGAGUUCCAACUCGCGGAGUCUUACCGCGCCGUCCCCGCCCCACUAUGGCACUCUCUCUUAAAAUCCCUCUGCUCCGCCUCCUCUUCCUCAUCCGCCGACAACGACUCAAUUCACCUAGCGUACGCCGUUGUUUCCUGGCUUCAAAGACACAAGCUUUGCUUCUCCUACGAGCUUCUGUACUCCAUCCUAAUCCAUGCGCUGGGGCGUUCAGAGAAAUUAUAUGAAGCUUUUUUGCUGGCUCAGAAACAAACCCUUACCCCAUUGACAUACAACGCCUUAAUCAACGCCUGCGCGCGGAACAAUGAUCUCGAAAAGGCGCUCAGUUUGAUGUCAAGAAUGCGCCAAGAUGGGUAUCCAUCUGAUUUUGUGAAUUAUAGUUUGAUAAUUCAGUCCCUUAUUAGGAAUAACAAUAUCGAUUCAGCUCUUUUACAGAAGCUUUACGGGGAGAUUGAGUCUGACAAGAUUGAAGCUGAUGGGCGGCUUUUCAAUGAUAUAAUAGAGGGUUUUGCUAAAGCCAAUGAUCCCAGUCGGGCUCUGAAGUUUAUUGCCAUGGCUGAAGCGAUGGGGUUGAGCCUGAAAACGUCCACUGUAGUGUCUGUUAUAUACUCUUUGGGAAAUAAUGGUAGAAUUGUGGAGGCUGAGGCUCUUUUUGAGGAAAUGAAAGAACGUGGAUUGAAACCAAGAACAAGAGCUUACAAUGCUCUUCUUAAAGGGUAUGCAAAAGUGGGCUCUUUGAAAGAUGCUGAGUCAACUGUGUCACAAAUGGAGAGGAGUGGAGUUUUACCCAAUGAGCAGACAUAUAUUUUUCUUAUUGAUGCCUAUGUAAAUGCUGGUAGAUGGGAGAGUGCAAGAAUUGUUUUGAAAGAGAUGGAAGCAAGCAAUGUGCAGCCGAAUUCAUUUGUUUAUAGUAGGAUUUUAGCUGGUUAUCGUGAUCAAGGGGAGUGGCAAAGAUCAUUUCAGGUUUUGAAGGAGAUGAAGAGUAGUGGAAUCAAACCAGAUAGGCAUUUUUACAAUGUGAUGAUUGAUACUUUUGGGAAGUAUGAUUGUCUUGAAAAUGCCAUGACUACAUUUGAUCAGAUGCUAUUGGAGGGGAUUGAGCCGGAUAUAGUUACCUGGAAUACCCUAAUAGAUUGUCAUUGUAAGGCAGGGCAUCACGACACUGCAGAGAUGUUGUUUGAUCAGAUGUGCGGCAAAGGGUACCAACCUUGUGCCAUGACAUAUAAUAUUAUGAUCAAUUCAUUUGGAGAGCAGGAGAGAUGGGAAGAUGUCAAAAGCCUGUUGAGGAGGAUGCAGAGUCAGGGGUUGUUGCCUAAUGUUGUGACAUAUACAACACUAGUUGAUAUUUAUGGACAGUCAGGCAGAUUUAAUGAUGCAAUAGAGUGUUUGGAGGCCAUGAAAUCUGCUGGAUUGGAACCUUCUUCAACCAUGUAUAAUGCUUUAAUCAAUGCCUAUGCACAAAAGGGUUUAUCUGAGGAAGCAAUAAAUGCAUUUAGGGCUAUGAGGGCAGAUGGCUUAAGGCCAAGUCUCUUAGCUCUUAAUUCAUUAAUAAAUGCCUUUGGUGAGGAUCAAAGAGAUGCUGAGGCUUUUGCUGUGUUGCAAUACAUGAAGGAAAAUGACUUGAAGCCAGAUGUAGUUACAUACACCACACUUAUGAAAGCUCUAAUUCGUGUUGACAAGUUUCAUAAGGUUCCUGCUGUCUAUGAAGAGAUGAUAUUAUCUGGUUGCACUCCAGAUAGAAAAGCCAGAGAAAUGUUGCGAUCUGCUCUAAAAUACAUGAAGCGGUCUCUAAAAUCAUAGUUGAAGAAAGCAAGAUUCAUGCAGUCAAAGCAAAAGUUACUGGAUAGAUUGUCAUGUCUGAGUUGUCAAUUUGAGGGGCCGACCACUUUGGAACACCAGUUCAAACUUGCACCUUUGGAGAGUGAUUAAACUCAACAAGAAACAGGAACAGAAAUCAAAGCUCAAGUGACAUGUUGGGACAGAUAUCAUGAAGCCUUCCCCUAUCUCAGUGGGGUAUGUCACAAUUCUUUGACAAUCUCCAAAUAGAAAAAAUUCAUUUGCUGCCUGUAUAUUCACAUCAUACUCGUGCAUUCCACAGAAUACUAUAAAUUACUAGCAGUUCAUGUUCUAUGUUGUCUGACACACAAGAUAUUUAGCCAAAGAAAACAUCAGAUUUCUG